Coregonus clupeaformis (lake whitefish) is the source of this 801-nucleotide messenger RNA. RefSeq lists its product as uncharacterized. The transcript has 2 exons. Gene Ontology annotation, molecular function: transcription corepressor activity; ubiquitin-like protein ligase binding. Gene Ontology annotation, cellular component: nucleus; cytoplasm. Gene Ontology annotation, biological process: negative regulation of gene expression; positive regulation of type II interferon-mediated signaling pathway. The record is from RefSeq and is a predicted model, not a curated record. Bases 1 to 801 code for a protein of 266 amino acids. NCBI's taxonomy places the organism in Eukaryota, Metazoa, Chordata, Actinopteri, Salmoniformes, Salmonidae.
AUGCUCUUAACCACUAAGCUACCUGCCGGGAUCUACUUCAGUGGCAGCGUGCAUGGGGCAGAGAGACUGUGGAAGGGCUCACCUGGCGAGGAGUACCUGUACUUCAUUGAGGCACAGGUGCUGACUGGCAAGUCAACUGUUGGCUGUCCUGGUCUCAUUGUGCCACCUCCCUUUGCCAGAGACCCACUCACCCUGUUUCAUAGUGUGAAAGGAGGCAAAGACACCUGGGUCAUCUUCAAUGGUCACCAGGCUCUACCUGAAUAUCUGAUCACCUGCAAAAAGCCUACAUACGUAAAACCUCACGCAUUGUUCAACUGGGGCAUCGCUAACAAGCCACAAAAGAAUGAGGACUUUGCCAUCGAGGACCGGGAAGUGGAUCCGGCUGUCUUCCACAUUUCUUCCAGAGUGGGUCAAGUAAAUCGUCUGAUCAAGGACCUGACCCUAAAAGAUCCAGACAGGAAUAUUAAAGUGACCAGCAACAUGGUGGAUUGGCAGUAUCAGCAGCAGCCAGGGAGGCAGUUCCAGAGCUUCCACGGCAGCCAGGGGGGCAGUACCAGAGCUUCCACGGCAGCCAGGGGGGCAGUACCAGAGCUUCCACGGCAGCCAGGGAGGCAGUACCAGAGCUUCCACGGCAGCCAGGGGGGCAGUACCAGAGCUUCCACGGCAGCCAGGGGGGCAGUACCAGAGCUUCCACGGCAGCCAGGGAGGCAGUACCAGAGCUUCCACGGCAGCCAGGGGGGCAGUCCCAGAGCUUCCACGGCAACCAGGGGGGCAGUACCAGAGCUUCCGCCACAUCCUUAA